CCCUCAGCCAGAGCGCGCAGCCGACGGGGCGAGCUUCGGGGACGCGCCUGGGCGCAGGGUGCGCGCUUCCGUCCUCCCGGCUCAGCCCUCAAGAUGGCCGGGAUUCCUCUCUACUUUGUGGACCUACAAGAUGAUCUGGAUGACUUUGGCUUCGAGGAUUAUGGACCAGACUGUGAAAGCAUGAGGAUAAGUGCUUUUCUGGACAUUCCCGGGCAGGACAACCUGACACCCCUGGCACGCCUGGAAAAAUACGCCUUUAGUGAUAAUAUAUUCAACAGACAGAUAAUUGCACGCGGCUUGCUGGAUGUGCUGAGAGACUUUAGCAGUACAGAAGAUGACUUUCUCACAGUCAUGGAGAUCGUUGUUCGCCUGUCGGAAGACUCAGAGCCUACAGUGCGCACUGAGCUGAUGGAGCAGAUCCCACAAAUCACCCUCUUCCUGCAGGAGAGCCGACCUCAGUUUCCCCGGGCGUUUUCUGAGUACUUACUGCCCAUUCUUGUUCGCUAUCUCACAGAUUCCAAUAAUCAGAUUAUUUGUAAGAUGAUCUCCAUGCUCGGUAGGCAAACUGCGGAACAGAUGUUACUGCCGCGCUUCUGUGACCUCUGCAGCGACAGCAAGCUCUUCCAAGUCCGCAAGGUUUGCGCAGCAAACUUUGGUGACGUGUGCAAUGCAGUUGGCCAAGAAGCUACCGAGAAAUUUUUGAUCCCCAAGUUUCUGGAGUUGUGUUCUGACAGUGCCUGGGGGAUGCGCAAAGUGUGUGCCGAGUGUUUCAUGGCCGUGUCUUACACAACGUCAAGUGAGGUGCGACGGACCAAGCUUUCCCCUCUUUUCAUAAACCUUUAUCAGUGACCCCUGCCGAUGGGUACGACAGACUGCCUUCCAGUCUCUGGGUCCUUUUAUCUCCACCUUCGCCAACCCAUCCACAGCAGGAUUAUACGUGAAGGAGGAUGGGACACUAAGCAUCCGACCUCCUGCAGAGGACACUCAGGACAGCUCUAGCCCUGCAAAGUGUGCGAACAUAGCACCCAGCCAGACCAACAGCAGCAAGGACCCACAGGCAUCUCCCAUGGACAAUAUCACAGGCAUCUCCACUCUAGAGGAUGAUGGGAACCCCAGCAGGAGACCCCAAGGCAGCAGUGUCUCCGGAGAGGGGCGCCAACCCGAUGCCUUUAACUCUUUCCUGUUCUGGAGGAGCCCACUGCCUGACAUCAGUGAGGAACUGGAGCUGCUUCCUGUAGAAUCUCCAAUGGAACCAGAUCUCAGCGCUGUUCCUAAAUCGUGUCUGGCCAGCAGGGACAUAGAGAAAGUGCUGCAGAGUUUACAGGGACACCUGGAUGAUCCUGAUGUACAAGCCCAGGUUGAGGUUCUGUCUGCAGCUCUGCGGGCGGCUGAGCUGGAUUCUUCACCUCAAGAAGAGGACAAACAGCCAAUUGAGGAGCCGGAACCUACAACCUGCACUGCAUGCCCAAAUACAGAGGAAGAGGCUCAUUCAGAGCAGACAGCCCCCUCUGAAGACCCAAUUCCAGAAAAUGAGACUUCGGUUUCUAAUGACUCUGUACAGGAAGAGGAAGACACAAUGAACGAGGAAGAGGAGGAGCAGUGUAGAGUACAGGAUGUUGUACCACAGCCACUGCUCGACCAGUACCUCUCCAUGACUGACCCUGUCCGGGCCCAGACAGUGGAUACAGAAAUCACUAAGCACUGCGCUUACAGCCUGCCAGGAGUGGCCCUGACACUGGGGAGACAAAACUGGCAUUUUCUGAAAGACACAUACGAAACACUGGCAGCUGAUGUCCAGUGGAAGGUACGAAGAACGCUUGCAUUUUCCAUCCAUGAACUGGCAGUCAUUCUUGGGGAUAAGCUUACAGCUGCUGAUCUGGUCCCUAUUUUCAACGGCUUCCUAAAAGACUUGGAUGAAGUGCGCAUUGGGGUCUUAAAGCAUUUGUAUGACUUUCUUAAGCUCCUCCACGCAGACAUGAGGCGAGAUUACCUCUACCAACUACAGGAGUUCCUGACCACUGACAACAUCCGCAACUGGAGGUUCCGAUAUGAAUUAGCAGAGCAACUGAUCCUCAUCCUAGAACUAUACAGUCCCAAAGACAUCUAUGACUAUUUGCGAGUCAUAGCACUGACGCUGUGCUCUGACAAAGUGUCCGAGGUCAGGUGGAUCUCUUUCAAACUGAUUGUUGCAAUCUUGCGCAAGUUCUAUUCUAAUGGGGAGACAGAAUUAGGCAUUAACUUCAUCAACGAGCUCAUUGUGCAGUUCCGACACUCCAACAAAUGGGUGGGAAGGCAGGCCUUUGCCUUCAUCUGUCAGGCGGUGGUGCAGGAGGAGUGUAUGCCAGCCGAGCAGUUUGUUGCACACUUACUCCCCAGUCUUCUAAGCUUGGCGUCAGACCCUGUGCCCAAUGUGCGAGUAUUACUGGCUAAGGCGCUUAAACAGACUCUUCUGGAAACAGCGUAUUUCACCAGCCUGGGGCACCCACACCUGGAGGCCGUGGAGAAGACCGUACAAGCCAUGCAGCUGGAUAGAGACCAAGACGUCAGGUUCUUUUCUGCCACUGAGCCAAAACGACCCCUGAACAGCAGCACCUCCCUGGAGCAGUCCGUCGACUGA
This is a messenger RNA of Staurois parvus, 2617 nucleotides long. Lineage: Eukaryota; Metazoa; Chordata; Amphibia; Anura; Ranidae. The record is from the annotation of a GenBank genome assembly.